Messenger RNA from Alternaria burnsii, 4944 nucleotides. RefSeq names its product multidrug transporter. The record is from RefSeq and is a predicted model, not a curated record. Gene Ontology annotation, biological process: transmembrane transport. The transcript is spliced from 8 exons. The coding region runs from base 1 to 4944 and encodes 1647 amino acids. NCBI's taxonomy places the organism in Eukaryota, Fungi, Ascomycota, Dothideomycetes, Pleosporales, Pleosporaceae. Gene Ontology annotation, molecular function: nucleotide binding; transmembrane transporter activity.
AUGAAGCUCCCUACCCUCCACGAAGGGUAUGAACAACUACUUAACCUACAAGCGCUGUUCUGGCGGAAAGUUACCGGUAUCGACGAGAUGGAUAAUCAAUCCUCGAAGCCUCCAAAUAUCAACCAGACAUACCGUUGGACAGACGACCAGGAUUUGGCUGAGCAUAGGGACUAUGUUCUACAGGCGCUCGAAGGCAGGGGCUCUGGCAAAGUGUAUCAAACCAAAGGUGAUCUCGUCUUCAUCGUUAAAGAUGAUUCUAAGAAAGGUUGCGACAACCUUUCCUGCCCAGAAGUAGGAGAAGACACACUUGAAAGAAUCAAGAGGGGCCCUCUUUUCAUCACGCUUGAACCACUCCUUGAUUGGGGAACCGUCACGCCGGCUUCUAACAUGUGCGUGGCUUCUGGUAAAAUCAUCGCUUUUCGCCGUAAUGGACCGAGAAUGGAUGACCCUUUGUGGACUCAACAGGUCAAAAAGUUGGUGCCUAGGCAGACACGCACCUACUGUUUGGACUGCCUGGAAGAGCUUGUGAACCGACGGACAGAGGCGCAGUCUACCACCAACCGGUCCGCGGGUCAGUCACAACAAGGUAGAUAUCGCCAUGUUCCUAAUCGACCUAUUCAGCGUCCAACUUCUAGGAGCGAACUUUACGAUGUGAGGGAGGGCGGCGGGUCGGACGAUGCUUCGAGCUGUGAAGGCCUGAUUCCCUCGACUGCUGGCUCGCUACAGCUCGAUGGCGUGACUGAACAAACUCCCUACACAGAGUCCCGUAACUAUGCACCCGCCAAGAUGAAUGACCGCGAGAGCUCUUGGACAGUUGAGCACAAGACGGGCUUCGUUAAGUAUACAAUGAGCGGCAAAGAAUUAUCCCGUUCACAGCGCCUUCCAGGUACCUACUCUCCAACAGUCGCUCAUAGCAGAAUGGACAGUGUCCACUCCCAUUCAUCGACUGGCAGCUCUUCUUAUUACCCUCUCCCUUGCCACAACUCUCAACGGUUGACUCCUGGAUCAUCAGGAAACUCCGCUUUCGUUUAUCGAGACCCUACAUCCGUACAGCAAGACGAAUACGAAAAGCUGGGCAGCGCAAUCCUCCUGGAGAACAGUGUACCUGAUUUUGGGAGUGGUCAUCGCGAAUUUGGCCGUGACGUUGAAACCAACCUUGUCUGUCGUUUCUUCACCAAUCACCGAGUAAGACGCGAAAAUAUGACCAAAACCGAGGACACCAAUAUCUGCAACGUCUUCACAGUAGUGAAUCCACGCGGUCCUCUAACACUCAAACGCUCGGUCAAGACCAACAACAUAAAUUACGAAGAGUUGAAUCUGAGUGAUGAUGCAUCUGACGCUGCAAAGGAAGACGCCGACCCAGACACACCGGAUGGAGAAUAUACACCUACCAAGAACAAGGGAAAAGCUAGGUCAAAGUUUGUAUCGCCGAGUAAGAAGAGAAAAAGACCAAGCCCGCCGUCAAAGACCACAGCGAAAGCACAACAAUUCCACGCACCCGUCUACCGCAAGCACGACCCAACCACCGACGACUCACCACCCUUUGGUGUCACUCAAGCAGCCUUCGAGACAUACAACAAACACUUACCCGCAAAGGGCGACCUAAUCUGCUCCUGCCACGAGCCUGCGCGUACGAACGACGUUCCGAUCACGCAAUGCGUGAACAAGGGUUGCAAAGUACGCUGGUACCACAAAGAUUGCCUGAGCACACGUGGCAAGUUACAAGCUAGACAUGGAACCUAUCUCUGUGAGCAAUGCCAAAAUGAAAAGUACUAUGCGGAACUAUCUCGAACCAAUGGGUGGUCUGGAAAAAGAUUGGUGCAAAAUGAGGCUGCGAUGCCUUUUACUGGGCACGAGAUGGCAGGAAUACUUGGUAACACGGGUAACUUCCAGGCUGUCGCGAAUCCGUAUGGUCUUGCCAUGUCAGCUAUAAGUAACGCGCUCUCCCCUUUUGCUCAACCGUUCAUCCCGGGCAUUGCGGCUGCAACAGAUGCUGCGGUUUCGAGUCGUCUGGCGGUGGGCUCCGAGCCUUCUCUUGGUUUGGAGACGUCGCGCCCCUACUUUGUUACGGAGGCUUAUACUAGGGCGGGCGAACACCAGCAUGUUGCCGAUGAAGCGUGGGAGAAUGCGCAGUCGCUUGCUCAACUGAGAAUUAUGACUAGCUCACAGAAACGAGUUGGACUCAUCGGUCUCUCGGCCAAAGGAUCAUGGGCAUCCAGCUCUCAUCUUCCUCACCUCCAGCGCACUCCUCACUAUACUAUCACUGCUCUCCAAAAUAGCUCUCUUAACUCAGCCAAAGCAUCAGCCAAACAGUACUCUCUAGACUCAGUUUCCACCCACGACUCCCCCAACUCUAUUGCUCAGGAUGCCAAUGUAGACAUCGUAGCCGUUAGCGUCAAUGUACCCCUACACUACGCGCUUAUCCGUCCCGCUCUCGAGGCAGGGAAAGACGUAUUCUCUGAAUGGCCCUUGGCGCGGAAUUUGAAAGAAGCAGAGGAAUUGACUGCUUUGGCUCAGGCAAAGGGUGUGAGAACGAUGGUGGGCUUGCAAGCCCGCCAAAACCCUUCGAUUCUCAAAGCAAAGGAAAUCGUUGGGUCAGGAAAACUAGGGAAAAUCUUGGGGACGACGAUGUUCGGCCAUGGCAUGAUAUUCGGCGGCACAAUUUUUCCCUCCCAUCUAUACAUGCUCCCAGUCGAAGCAGGCGCAAAUGUCCUCACCAUUCCCUUUGGUCACGCUGUCGACGCGCUCUGUUACGUAUUUUCUAGCGAACUCCGCUCAAUCUCCGCCGUGCUAUCCAACCGCUACCCAGAACUUGAGGUGAUCGAUGAGAAGACCUACCAGCCCAAGGGUGAAAAGAAAAGUAAAACUUCCCACGACUUUAUUUCCAUGACUGCAGAACUUGUCAACGGAGGCGGCAACGUAGAUGUCAAUUAUGCUCCGGGUUUGUCGCGCAGUGGACGAGAUUUCUACUGGGAGAUUAUCGGAUCCGAGGGUACACUUGUCUUAGAAGGACCGAAGAUGGGUGGACAUGUGCAGAUGUUCCAGCCUACUGUCAAGAUCGCAUUGGGUCAGGAAGAACUCAGAAAAGUUGAAGUGGAGAAGGCUGAGGAUACGUCGUUCAAUGUGGGGAGGGCCUGGGAUGCGUGGGCUGGGGAAGGUGUAGGCAGCGUCACGACCUGGGAGGAUGCUGUUAUCAGGCAUAAGAUGAUUGAGGCGAUUUACAGAAGUGCGGAAAAGAGUACCAAGGAAGAUUAUGUCGUGGAAAUCUUCGGCUGUGGCGUCUCAUGGCAAAACAUCAACAUCAUACCUUCCCGCCCAUCACAGAUCUGUCUGUUACAACCCAUCACAAUUCUCCGUCUUCGCCUUGGCUUAUCGUCCGUGGCCAUGGCUUCACCAACAUCAACUUCGAGGUCUUCGACAAGUCUAAGCUCGCAAGCUGUCGACGAGAAGCGCGAUCGGCCAUUGAGUCCAAACAUCUCAGGAACACAACCUUCACAGCCAGAUUCGAAGUCUAGUCCUACGUUCAUAUCUUGGGCCUCAUCAACCGACUCUUCAAAUCCUUUCAACUUCUCUUCCUCGAAAAAAUGGCGCACGACGCUUCUAGCCUGUACCAUGACAUUCGUCGUACAAAUCUCAGGAACAAUGCUCACAUCCGCCGCCGAGCAAAUCAACACCAGCUUCAACAUCAGCGACGAGGCAUUCCCACACUCCUACUGGCCAGUGUUGAGUUGGAACCUGGGAGGCGCCGCAGCACCACUCUUGGGACUGCCUUUGAUGGAGAACUUUGGGGUACGAUGGAGUUAUCUGGUCAUCUACGCAGUUCUGAUCAUCUUCAUCAUUCCACAAGCGUUAGCCAAAAACUUCGCGACAAUCAUUGUAACGAGGAUCAUUACGGGUUCUUGCUCGGGUGUGCUUGCAAAUAUAACGUCGGGCAUUGUGAGUGAUAUAUGGAAAGACGGAAGAGCGAAGAGUUUCGGUACCUCACUUUACAUUUUCGCCCUACUUGCGGGCCUUAACAUGGGGCCUGUUUUUGGGAGUUUGGUAGUGCAGUAUACGACCUGGCGAUGGGUCUUCCUAAGCCAGAUCAUCUUCUAUAGCGCCCUUAUACCAGUGCUGUUCUUCCUCCUCCCCGAGGUUCGACCCGAUGUCAUCCUCACUCAGCGUGCACGUCGUAUUCGUGCAGAGACUGGAAAAGAGGUGUAUGCACAGGCGGAGAAAGAGCAUACAAAUUUUGGUGAAAUCCUUAGGGAGACGCUUGUCAGACCCACACGUAUGCUCUGUACCGAAGGUGUAGUUCUGUCUUUUGGAAUGUGGAGCGCUUUCUGCAUCGGCACAGCGUUCAUGUUCACACAGUCCAUCGUGCAAGUCUUCUCGGAGUUGUACGGCUGGUCUUUCUUCGGCACGGGCCUUGUGCAAUCCGCAGUCGUGAUCGGGGAGCUUAUCGGCCUUGUCGCAUCCCUAGUUCAAGAUCGAAUCUACUUCGCAUCCGCGAAACGCAACACGGAUACACCAGGAAAACCGAUUCCUGAAGCACGACUCUAUCUCAGUAUUCCAGCUUCGUUUAUUGGUCUAAGUGGCGGACUGUUCUACUUCGCGUGGACGUCCUACGCUUCUAUACCAUGGAUUGUACCUAGCAUAUCGCUCGCCUUUGUUGGUUUCGGUAUGUUCUGCAGCACAGCUGGAGUGACGACGUAUGUGGUUGAUGCGUACGCAAAGUACGCUGCUAGUGCCAUUGCAGGCAUUGCAUUCCUUGAGAACUUCAUGGCAGCGUUCUUACCGCUUGCAACCCAGAGUAUGUACCGUACGUUGGGCUUCCAAUGGGCAAGUAGUUUGUUGGGCUUCGUCGCAUUAGCACUGAGUUUCAUUCCUUUGAUAUUGUUGAGAUUUGGGAAAAGCAUACGUGGAAAGAGCCCAUUCAUGAGUGAAGCGGGGUACGAAGAUUGA